Molecule: messenger RNA, 1920 nt
Organism: Lodderomyces pseudojiufengensis
Lineage: Eukaryota; Fungi; Ascomycota; Pichiomycetes; Serinales; Debaryomycetaceae
Exons: 2
Coding region: 1-1920 (639 amino acids)
Biological process (GO): transmembrane transport
Molecular function (GO): transmembrane transporter activity
Source: RefSeq, a predicted model, not a curated record
AUGGAUCAAACUCCUUCAAUGCCUGGUGCAGCUUUAAUUCCGGCAUCGGAAACUUCAAAUAUCGCCUUAAGGAAUAUAACUAAUCGUGAACAAAGGUAUAACAAAAGACUUUUAAGAGCUUCUUCGACGUCUAUUAGAGCAAAUGCUUCAAAUUUGGCACUAGGUAGUAAUGGGGUUACAUUAGUUCAAGGUGAUCAAUCGGUCUCAACGUCAUCUGUUUCAAAUUCAGCUGAAUCAAAUGGAAAUGUUUUAAACGGAACUGUUUCAAAUAGUCGAGAUCCCACUACUGGCUUGUAUCAUUGCCAAAUCCCAGGAUGCGUGAAAAGAUACAAUAGUAAAGGUAGUUUAAGAUUACACAAUCUUUCUCAUGGCGAUAGAACUUAUCAAUGUUCUACUUGUGACAAAUCCUUCUACAAUCAUAAUGCUUUACGUGAGCACCAGAAAAUUCACACAAGAAGAACAAAGACUUCAUGCACUCAUAAUGGAUGUUCAAAAACAUUUACAAACCCUAAGUCGUUAACUCAGCACAUAAAAGAUGUUCACGAACGCCAUACCUGGACAUGUAAAAUUUGCAACAGAGCCUUUCAAACAUUUAAUGAUCGCAGAUAUCAUAUGAGAAGUCACAAAACUUUCGCAUCGUUACCAAGCGAAAAAGUGGCUAGUUCCCCUCAUAAAAUUAAUGUCUAUUCAAGCAUUUUAACCUCGUUUUAUAUCAAUUUACCAAUUGGAGGUUUUGCUUUACUUGUUUUUUUGUUUUCAUUUCGUCCUCCCGCUCCAAAAGGUGAUUAUUUUAAACAAUUGAAAGAGUUUGAUUACAUUGGAUUAGUACUAAUGAUUGGAGGUAUUACUGUUUUUAUGUUAGCUUUAACAUUUGGUUCUUCUAAUCAUUCCUGGAAUUCAGCUGCUGUUAUUGCAUGCUUUGUGGUUGGAAUUGUAGUUACUAUAUUAUUUGGUAUUUGGAACUUUAGAUACUCAAAGAAUCAAAUAUUGGGAACUGAUAUUGUCAUUAUUCCUCAAAUUAUUGCAAGUACUGUUUGUUUAUCUGGAGUAUUCAGUUCAUUUAUUGUUACAAUGAUAUAUGGAUCUGUGUAUUUCCAAGUUAUCAGGGAUUCCAGUGCAAUGGGCGCAGGGCUACAUUUAUUACCCUGUAUUAUAUCAGUUGUUGUAUCUUCAAUAGUUUCAGGAGUUUCUAUUCAAAAAUUGAGAUUCAUCAAACCUUGGAAUGUGUUAUCAGGAAUAUUAGCACCGGUUGGAGCUGGGCUUUGUAGUCUAUUACAAGUGGACUCAUCAUUUUCUCAACAAGUGGGUUUCUUGAUUUUAACUGGGGUCGCUGCUGGUACUCAAAUGCAACCAGCUAUUAUUUCAGCACAAAUAAAGGCACCAAAAACUCCAGGUGGAACAAUUAUGACAACUGUUUUUAUCAAUACAAUGAGAAGUUUAGUCUCAGCAAUUGCAGCAACAUUAUCAGAUGCGGUAUAUACAUCAAGUUUGAAGAACAACUUUAAAUCUGCAUUACCACAAGCUAGUCCGGAUAUUCAACAAACAUUAGCUAAAAUAAAUUUAUCAAGCAUAUUGUCAUCGAAUACAAUUUUAAAAGAAUUAGAUCCUGCAAGUCAAUUAUUCAUCAAGCAACAAAUGGUGAAAGCUAUUCACAAUGUCUUCUAUAUGUGUAUUGGAUGGUCAGCGCUAACAACUAUAUCAUGUGUAUUUAUUACAAAUCAAAAGUUACCUGACAUGGUUGCAAUGGAAAAGAAAAAAGAAGAGGAAGUCAAGCAAUUGGAGGAAAAUAAUCAAGAAAAUGCAGUUAAUGAUGAAAAUACUAGUGAUGAGUCAAAGGCUGUUAACGAUCAUAAUUCAAUUUCUUCGUUGAGUGACGGUGUUAAUGAAAGUGAGAAAGUUAAAGGCAUUGAUGACAAGUAA